UACUGACGGAUGGUUUGAAAUACAAGUCAGAAAAUGAUGGAAAUGGAUUAUACAAAGUCAAUGAGAUUCGCCAGAACCAAUCGAGCGGAUCGAAUAUAUGCAAACAGCAGUAUUCGGAGCUCAUCAAGAUCACAUCUCCGUCUCAGAUGCUAUUCCUCCAGGGAGUCAUAUCCAGUAACACCAUAUUGUCUCUGGACUACCGUUUCUUUGUAUCUGGACAAUACGUGACUAAAUGGAGGUAUGAUGAUGGAGCAGAGAUAGCCGAUUCCUCGCUAUGGUCUGUUGGUCAACCAGAACCCUCUGAUGGAUCCUGUGUUAUGAUGACGUCGACUGGCCUGUCCAGUGUGGACUGUUCUCAGCUCCUCUUCUUUAUUUGUCAUCACUAA
Messenger RNA from Ylistrum balloti, 386 nucleotides. RefSeq lists its product as uncharacterized. The annotation marks the transcript as partial. Lineage: Eukaryota; Metazoa; Mollusca; Bivalvia; Pectinida; Pectinidae. The transcript has 2 exons. The record is from RefSeq and is a predicted model, not a curated record.